Messenger RNA from Entelurus aequoreus (snake pipefish), 2489 nucleotides. RefSeq names its product cell adhesion molecule 2a (gene cadm2a). The coding region runs from base 291 to 1580 and encodes 429 amino acids. The transcript has 10 exons. Lineage: Eukaryota; Metazoa; Chordata; Actinopteri; Syngnathiformes; Syngnathidae. The record is from RefSeq and is a predicted model, not a curated record.
GCAGGGACGGGGCACAAGGCGGCGGCAGUGCAUCUUCAGUCUUACCGGAGGACGGCAGUCGUUACUCGCUACUGUCUCCACUUGUGAAUCCCUUACCACCACCUCCACCACCACCACCACCACCACCGCUCCCGCUGUGGCACAUCUCCCGCUUCUUCCCCUUGAAAAAAAAGUAGCACAGUGUCCGGGACAUUUUGUUAGCGAGGGAACUCGGUGUAAAAGUGAAUCCGGUGUGGGAGAUACCGAGGAGGACAAACUACUGAACAGCAGCAAGACAAGAGGACGACAGGAUGAAUCUCAACAGUCAUGUCAUUUUCACCCUCUACACUAUUUACGGCAUUCUUCUAAAAGGUGUCAGCGGUCAGUACCCUCUGGUGCAGAAUGUCACGGUGACAGGGGGCGGGACAGCCAACAUGACCUGCCGUGUGGAGUACAACGACAACACCUCCCUCCAGUGGUCCAACCCGGCACAGCAGACCCUCUUCUUUGGCGACAAGAAAGCUCUGAGGGACAACAGGAUCGAGCUGGUCCGCGCGUCGUUCUCGGAGUUGACCAUCAGCAUCAACAACGUCACGCUGUCUGACGAGGGCAUGUACACCUGUUCCCUUUUCACCAUGCCCGUCAGAAUGGCCAGAGCUUACCUGACAGUUCUCGGUGUCCCGGAGAAGCCUGAAAUCGACGGCCUUACUAAGCCCGCCAUGGAGGGGGACCACAUCACUCUGACCUGCAUGACUCAUGGCAGCAAGCCUGCCGCCGACCUGCGCUGGUUCAGGAAUGAAAAGGAGGUCAAAGGCGCCAAGGAGGUGAACGCCAGCGGGAAGACGUUCACAGUGCGGAGCUCGCUGCAGCUGCACGUGGACAGAAACGACGAUGGCGUAGCGUACACCUGCAAAGUGGACCAUGAGGCGCUGGCGCAGGCACCGCAGCAGGACACCAAAGUGUUGGAGGUCCACUACGCUCCUCAUGUGAAGAUAGUCCCCUCUGUUGAAGUCCCCCAGGAGGGUCAGUACUUAAAGCUGGAGUGUCUGUCGCGAGGAAACCCAUCCCCGGACCCGGUGAUGUGGACAAAAGACGGCGUGGAACUUUCUGACCUGGGCAGGGUGGCCGUGGAGGGACGGGAUUUGACUUUCACUUUGCUGAACAAGACGGACAAUGGCACCUACCGCUGUGAAGCCAGCAACUACCUCGGGACCAGCAGCGCCGAAUACGUACUCUACGUGUAUGAAGCCCCCACCACUCUGCCUCCAUCCACCACACCCCCCUUUCAUGCCAUCCCCCCAGACUCCACCGCUCUAGUCGGCACCCACGCCUCAGACCCCACAGUCACUGGAAACAGAGAUCCCAACGCUUUGGGCCAUCACGGAACGGACCACGCCUUGAUCGGAGGAGUGGUGGCAGUGGUGGUGUUCGUCACCUUGUGUUUAAUCAUUGUGCUGGGAAGAUACCUGGCCAGGCAUAAAGGAACGUAUUUGACUAACGAGGCCAAAGGAGCGGACGACGCACCCGACGCCGACACGGCCAUCAUCAACGCCGAGGGCAACCACGCGCACGCCGAGGAAAAGAAGGAGUACUUCAUCUAGACUGUAGAGGGCGCCACUCUUGCUAUCUCGUCCCCUCUGUGUCUUUUUCUUCUCCAACUUGCGACCAGCCCGCGCACAGACACAGAGGAUCAUCCCGUGUUUGCCCUCCUCCGUGUCACACCUUUUUUUUUUAGUUUUUCUUCCUUUCGGCAGCUGUUUUUUUUUUUUUUUUUUGUGGUCAUUUUGCAGGCAUCGCUGCUGAAGUCGACACUAUUUUUGCCCCUCUGUAAAUCCACCAUGACUGCUUACACACCCCCGAAAAGGUUCCAGCCGGACACAUCACCACCCAUCCCGUCACAUCAACACGGUGCCUAAAAACACAGACGCCAUUGAACUUGCCUUCAUGCAUCAGUCGCUCGCAAUGUAAAUGCUUUUGUAGACGGACGAUCCUUUCACCGCUUAGCUCACGGCACUGUGGUCUUUUUCCUUUCCUUUAGAUUGCAACCAUGAUCUGUGCUAUUUACGCCUUACACAUAUCCACCACGCUGAAUCACGGCACUUCUUAGACCAUCCACUCCCCUUCUUGAAAUAGACUUGUAAUUAAAGCGCGGAGCUGUGUAAGAUAAGACGAAGGCUUUGUGUGACACUCGUGUAGCAAGCUUGGUCAGAUAAGUGUAUAGUUAGCGGGGCGGGGGUGUAGUGCGCUUCUGUCUAGAGCUGAGAAUACACACCAAAAAUAUAUCCGAUGACGCUAGACGAGACCUUUCAUCCGUGGAGACGAAUAGAAAAGCGUUUUUCUAAAUCCACUAUACCGAUCUUUGUAUGUGUAUAUUAUACCUGUCUCAGCGUCCUCCUACUGCAGUUGGUUUAUCACGCGAUGGCUUCAGGUCCGAUAGAUGUACAAAUUGUAUUAAAGUUAGUACAUUCAUUCACGUCGGAACGGAAAAAAAAAACAAAAAAAAAAACAAA